This is a messenger RNA of Blepharisma stoltei, 663 nucleotides long. The record is from the annotation of a GenBank genome assembly. Lineage: Eukaryota; Ciliophora; Heterotrichea; Heterotrichida; Blepharismidae.
AUGCAACAGCCAAUAUUGGGAUACUGGGAAGCUCGCGGCUAUGCAGAGCCUCUCAGAAUGCUUCUUACACAUCUAGGGGUUGCGUUUGAAGAUAGACUUUAUCACUUUGGUCCUGCUCCUGAUUUCAACAGAUUGGAAUGGAUUAACGUUAAAGAAACUUUAGGUAUGGAAUUCCCAAAUUUGCCUUAUUUUAUUGAUGAAAACAUCAAGCUAAGCGAAACUUUGGCUAUAUAUGAAUACAUCUGUGCCAAAUAUAACCCAUCUUAUCUUGGGAAUACCAUAGUUGAAAAAGCUUAUGUCUCUAUGAUAACUGGUGUCCUUAGAGAUUUAAAUAGUCAAGUCAGCAAUGCCUGCUAUCCCAAAGAAGCAGCAGCCCUUAUUCCUCGAGCUCUUGAAAGUCAAAGGCCAGUGAUUGCAAGACUUGUUAAAUAUCUUGAAGGGAAGACAUUUUUAGUUGGAGACCACCCAACAUAUGUUGACUUUUUAUUAUAUGAAAUCCUUGACAAGCUUGAUGCUAUUGAUGCAAGCUACUUAGCUGGGAUUUCACCAUGAUUUGUAGCUUAUAAGAGGCAUAUAAGAAGCUUAGCACAUGUGGAAGAAUUCAUUUCAAGGCCUAGUAAAUCGCAUUUGUUCCAUGGUCCUAUGGCUGGAUGGAGCGGAUAA